CAUUGUGGCACAUACGUCAUCAACACAAGCCUCGAUAUCUGCUUCACAAAAAGUCGAGUCACUCGACAGACACACGCUUCGAAGUCUCGACACGGAGGAGACAUCACCAGGAACCGCUACCAGCCCAGCUUCACAACACACUACACACCCACGACCAGGAAACACAACAACAACAAUAACAUGAUUGGGCUGGUCGGGAAAAUGGCCGCCAUGAUAGCAGGAGCAGCAGGUGCUGUGAUCCUGGUUCCUGUGACUCUGGGAGCCAUAGGCUUCACCUCAGCUGGAAUAGCUGCAGGCUCCACGGCUGCCACCAUGAUGUCGUCUGCUGCAGUCGCAGGCGGUGGAGGAGUGGCCGCAGGCAGUCUGGUGGCUGUUCUGCAAUCAGCAGGUGCUGCUGGUCUGUCGUGGGCUGUCACUGGAGCUGUGGCCAGCACCGGAGCAGCAGUGACAGGGCUGAUGAGCCUCAUCAGCAGAUAAUCUUCGACGGAAAAGCAAGAUUGAAAAAGUCACCUUAAAUAAAGUUGCAAAUCAGAAAUUCAUACAUUUGGAAUGUGGAAUAAAAAACAUGACUUGA
This is a messenger RNA of Limanda limanda (common dab), 574 nucleotides long. RefSeq names its product interferon alpha-inducible protein 27-like protein 2A. Gene Ontology annotation, cellular component: membrane; mitochondrion. The record is from RefSeq and is a predicted model, not a curated record. The coding region runs from base 181 to 477 and encodes 98 amino acids. NCBI's taxonomy places the organism in Eukaryota, Metazoa, Chordata, Actinopteri, Pleuronectiformes, Pleuronectidae. The transcript has 5 exons. Gene Ontology annotation, biological process: apoptotic signaling pathway.